AUGUAUCCACCUCCAGACUUUGGAAGGUAUCGCCGGGCCAUUAGGGUGGAGAAGUGGGUGGACUGGGCAAAGUCCCAGAAACUGCCCGCAUUCAUAAACUACCCAGACAAGGCUGCAAGGAUAGAUAUGCUCCUCCAUAAAGUCUACUGGGACUUCGAUAUAACAGAUCUCCCUGACGUCAGGAACCAAGAAUGCUGGAAGCAUAUAACCUCUAUACUCCGGAACCCCGGACCUCACCCCACUGAGAUGAUCUACAUUCACGCGCUCAACGCAGUCGACUGCGAGCUGGCCCGGAUCUUCAACAAUGGCCGCAUGCACGAGACUCUCGUCGAGAUGGCGAGAAACGUGGGCUUUGACGCGUACAAAUGCUGCGACCCGUCGCUCUCGACGGAGCAGAGGAAAAUUGAGCCUCCGAGAGGACCUCGGCAGAUGAACAGUGCGGACGAGCACACGAUUGAAGACCGGGCUGCGAUCACUUCUAGGCGGUUUGAUCUGGACAAACUCAAUUACGCGGCUGUUUCGGAGCUCUUACUUGAGCAGCAGGCCCUCAAGGAGAAGAGGGAGGCUGCUGCUGCUGCUCGUACUGCUCCCAACAGCGCUGUUGGUCGAUACCAGGGUGGCUCGGCGGGAAACGGAGGCGGCUGGCAUCAGCAUGCGAGCCCCGCCUCCUCUGGAUGCCCCAGAAAUGAGCCAAAGGCAUCGAAAAAGACUACCGCGGUGGACGGGAAUGUUCGCUUUCGCUUACAAUCGAACAAGCCAUCUUCAUUGACGAAAGAGUCGACAGUUUCUAGAAGAAUGUCCUCGUCCAGGGGGUCCAGGGGUCCAAUUGCGGAUCUCUUUGACCAAGCGGAACCUUCGAUUCUCAAUGACCCACGUUCAACUCUGGUCAUUGACGGGGUUAUUGUUCAGCAAGGACAAGCCGGUGGCGGCGUUCAACAAGAAAGAGCCAUUGCCACUGCCACUGCGAGGCCUCCGUCGAGAUCAGCAACGAGCACACCGUCCAGAGGGCUGUCCAGUUUUCAUAACCCCUUCACCAAGCCACCUGCUCAACCUCCUGUCAAUCCUCAACCGACUACGGAGCAGCAAGCUCGACGAGAAUCGAGUGGUACGCCGAGAGGCAUUCCACUCCAGCAUCGCACGUUGGCAAGAAGACCGAGUGGAACUCAAGGAUCCGAAAUGUCGACACCGUCGACCCCACCGACACAAGCCUCCUCCAGCAGUGUCCGGCAGCAGAGCAGCUCGGCAGUCAAGACACAGGUUCAAGAGCAGAAACUUGCAGCAAUCCCGCCGGCAGAACACAAGACCGAUAGCCAGACCGCGGUGAUUUCUACCCAAGAAAGCUCGACCCAGGCUCAAAACCUCACAGCUGAGAUAGCGAAGAAGCUUGAGGCAACCAUCAACCAGAGUCUCUUGGAGGCGAUCCGCGGAGUCUACCGCGGCGUUCCGAAGAUCAUGGAGGCAAAGAUACGAGGAUGGCUGGACAGCCCAGAGUGUCGCUCCGUGAGAUUCACUGUUCUUCGAGACGUCGAGAGCGAGACCACCAAGAUUGUCAAAGGGUCUGUCAUGGCUAAGAUGAAGGCCAUGGAGCAAAUCAUCAAGGGCUCCGAAAACCCGCGGCAAGCGGAGUCAGUCCGGGACACCAAGCGCAACGCUGAUGAGAAGGAUGCGGAAGAAGGUGAUCAGACUCAACAGGCCGUGAAGCGACAGCGGGGCGAUGGUGGUGGUAGUGCUUGA
This is a messenger RNA of Colletotrichum godetiae, 1734 nucleotides long. RefSeq lists its product as uncharacterized. The transcript has a single exon. Lineage: Eukaryota; Fungi; Ascomycota; Sordariomycetes; Glomerellales; Glomerellaceae. The coding region runs from base 1 to 1734 and encodes 577 amino acids. The record is from RefSeq and is a predicted model, not a curated record.